CAGAGACGCCGCCGGGCGAUGCCGCUCCGGGCCCGGGGCCGUCAGCGGGGCUCCUCCGCCGCCUGCGCCGCCCAGCCCCGGGGAGCCGCCCGAGGUGAGCGCGGUCCCGUCGGGGAGCUCCGGGCCGCAGUUCCGCGGCUCCGUGCCGAGCGCUCCCUUCCCCGGCACGCGGACACCGCGCCGCGGGUCCCCGGGCGAUGCUGCGAGCGGACAGCGAGAGACGGUCGCGGAGCCCCGCCGCCUCGCCCCGGCCGUCCCUGCGGCCCGCCUCGCGGCCCGGCUCGGAGCAGCUGCCCUCCUCGUCGCCUCUCUCCUGCUGCCGCCCGUCCGUCCGCACGGCCGAAGGCUCGGGACAUGCGGGAUUCGGGGCGUUCUCGUGCCCGGGCACCCCCAGAAUGGUUCCCCCACCACCCGUCAGCAAGCCUCACGUGUGCCUCUCAACUGUACUCAUCAUGAGCAGCCUCAUCCUCAUGGAUGCCUACCUGGUGGAGCAGAGCCAGGGCUCCAGGAAGCUGGGCAUCUGCGUCAUGGUGGCAGUGGGCGACGUGUGCUUCUUGCUGGUGCUCCGCUACGUGGCCAUCUGGGUUGGGGCAGAGGUAAAGACAGCCAAGCGAGGUUAUGCCAUGAUCCUCUGGUUCCUCUAUGUCUUCGUUCUGGAGAUCAAGGUUUACUUUGUCUACCAGAACUAUAAAGCUGAUCGGAAGAGCCUAGAUCUCAUGGCUCGCAAAGCGCUCACCUUGCUGCUCUCCAUCUGCAUCCCAGCCCUCUACGUGCUGCUGGUGGCCACAGAGCACAUGGAGUACGUCAGGACAUUCAAGAAGAAAGAAGAUCUUCGCAACCGCCUCUUCUGGGUCAUCGUGGACAUGCUGGAUGUGCUGGACAUUCAGGCCAACCUGUGGGAGCCCCAGAAGAAGGGGCUGCCACUCUGGGCCGAGGGCAUCAUGUUCUUCUACUGCUACAUCUUGCUCCUGGUCCUCCCUUGCGUCUCCCUGUGCGAGAUCAGCAUGCAGGGGAUCGGCAUUAUGCCGCACCGCAUGAUGCUGUACCCGAUGCUGAGCAUGCUCACCGUCAACAUCACCACCAUCUUCAUCCGAGGCAGCAACAUGCUCUUCUUCAGGGACUCCCGGGUCUCCAGCAUUUUCAUGGGCAAGAACAUGCUGGCCAUCGGGCUGAAGGUCUGCAUGUUUGUGCAGUACCAGCGGCACAGGCACCACGCGCCGCCAGGGCCAGGCCCUGCCCCGCAGCAUAGCUGCCAGCCCCAGCCCUCCCCAGGGCUGCAGAAGUCUCGGGACCAGCCUGCCUGCCCUGAGGAGCUGGCCCAGGACAAUACAUGACACGCCAGUGGCAACCGCAGCCUGGGCACCGCCACGCUUGGCCAUCCCCACAAGACACCAGGAGGGUCGCUGAGCCUCCUGCCUCUGGACAGCAGGGACCGACCCUGUCUCCUCCCUCCUCGGACAAGGCUGCUCCAUUCCCCAGGGGCAACACUGCGAUGGGGCAGCCAAACAGUGCAGGACCACAGCCCUCCAGCUCAAGCCAGGGGCUGAGCAGAGAUGUCACGUGCUCCACCUCAACGUCUUGCCCCAGCCAGGUGCCCCUCCUGGUGGGAGCGAAGAUCUGGCUCCCCCCCACCUCUUGUCCCUCUCAGACAGCCGCAGGCUCGGUGGGGGCUCGAAGAGCUGACCUUUUUCGUAUCUCCCUCUUUGCAAUAAAAGGCCUGAGCUCUCCUUGUGUCUGUGUUCCCUGAUGCCCAGCUGCAGAGCACUUCUUCGGGGGGGAAAGAUUGGGUGGCCACCCACACCCUAAGAGCAUCCCAUGUCACCACUGAUACCUAGUACUGUUGCUGCCUGUCCCUGCAGCAGCUGAUGCCAGCCAUGCCCACAGCUGCCCUCCUUGAAGGUCCACAUAGGUCCCCCACAGCCUGCCUGUGGAGCACUAGACCUAGCAGACAGCCUGACAGGACAGCAUUACAAACACAAGCCAAACAACCUAAUGCAGUCCCCUGAGGCCAUGGGAAAAAGAAGCUUCACUGACUGUAGACACAGAGGCAUCCCUCACCAGCCAGUGCUGUCACACUGCAGCCUGCCCCAAGGCUCACCCCAGUGCUGGCUGUGCUCAGGCCAUGCCCUACGGUAGGUUUCUCCUUGGAUGGGAGAAAGCCAGGAGCAGACAAGAAGAGACAGGUCAGCAGCCUUGCUCUUCACCUUCCAUGUGCUGGACAAUUAGUUUGUGCCCCAGCUCAGAAGUCUUCCAUUCUGGCACUGCACUAGGAUUGCUCCUUGCUGGGCAGGAUCUACCAGCAACAGAAGAUGGGGACACACAGACCUGUUAAUGCCACACAGACCCUUGGCAAGGCCUUGGCAGCAGUGACUCCCAUGUGAGCCCAGGACCAAGCCUUCUUACUAUAUUGUCCCCCUGCACCUUUACAAGAGGAGGCUUGUUCAGUUUUGGAUUAAAAACAGUGUAAAACAGCGAGCUGCAGCACAAAGGGGCCAUGAUAGCCUUGAGCUCUGGCACUGCCACACUGUUUCCAAGGAAAUUCUCUGAAGGCAUAAGGAUGCAGCAGGCUCUGUUUCCCAAGUCAAGUCAGGAGAGGAAGGUCAGGCUGGGCACAAAGCAGCAAGCCACAUGCAGGCUAAAGGCAGCUGAGGAUUUCCAUGUCCCUAACCAAGCUGGCAUUCUGUUUCUGCUACCUUUGCCCAGCCACACUAAAAUCUGUUACCAGCGCAGAGCUCUCAUCACCCACAGGAAUUGCAGCAGAGGCAGAUGCUUCAGUAACACCCUCAGCCAGGCAUGACAGAGUUGCUCAUCUUCCAUUUUCUCUUCUUCACAAAACCUUUUCCCAGGCCUCACACACCAGCUGCCACCUGCAGCAGUGGAGCAAUGUGCAGGCUUGGCAGGAGUGAUCUGCCUUGCUGACCAGAGUCUGGUUCAUAGCACCUGCAUCACAUCAACAUCACUUCUGCAUUAGC
This is a messenger RNA of Lagopus muta (rock ptarmigan), 2972 nucleotides long. Its product is annotated as transmembrane protein 121-like. Lineage: Eukaryota; Metazoa; Chordata; Aves; Galliformes; Phasianidae. The coding region runs from base 198 to 1334 and encodes 378 amino acids. The transcript is spliced from 2 exons. The record is from RefSeq and is a predicted model, not a curated record.